Messenger RNA from Ostertagia ostertagi, 414 nucleotides. The record is from the annotation of a GenBank genome assembly. Lineage: Eukaryota; Metazoa; Nematoda; Chromadorea; Rhabditida; Trichostrongylidae.
AUGCAGCAGUCGUCGCCGUCGUCAUCACCAUUGCGUGGUCCGGAACUCAUCUCAAACGUCAUCUACUUCAACGCCGCCAACACCGCCGCUCAUGACAACAACGAUGAUAGAACUGAGCAUUCUGAAAUGAGAGAAGUCAAUAGGAUGAUGACGCAAUAUGCAAAGAAAUCGAUCUCGGACUUUUUCAGCCACAUCAAUAAAAGGACGCAAUACGAGCGUCCGGGCACGUCAACUACAAUGUCACGGUACGAUGCGUUACCAACGACGGCCACCCAUAAGGCGAAUGGGGUAAGCUCUUCGCCGGAUGGACAAAUGAGUUUCAGGCUAUCCUCCCAUUCGAUCGGACAAUACAAGAAAACUUAUGUGUUGGGCCGAAGCAAUUUGGGAGUAGAUUACAGAAUGAUAAGAGGCUAG